AUGUCCUCCCGACCGACCGCGCGCUGCACCCGAGCCGUCCAGCAGCUUCGAGCGCCGACAGAAGCGAUAUGGAUCACGGAUGGGCUGCUCACGAGCGCCUUUGAGCGAUACUGCCAUGUAUCGCACCUCGCGCGACGGAACUCGAGCUCCACGCCCGGCCCGCUGGAGAGCCGGAAGCGGCUUGGGAAGCGGAAGAUGACGGCCAUGUACCUCGAUCACCAGUCAACCCUGCCGCCCUGGGCCAUGGAACUCCCCGUCGACCUCAGCAAGUGGAAGUGGCAACCGCCGACUCUUCGUCAGUCGAGCGGGGGAAACGAUCUGCACGUCGAGAAAGACCGGCCGGCACCAGCAGCGUCGACCACACCGUGGACGGUGAUACAGAAGAUGAUGAGGACCCUUGCCGGUGAAGAAAAAGCCCAAGAAGACGACGGGAGGGAAACUCUACCGGCCGACCCCCUUAUGGAAAGGCUCUCUCAGGCUCGAUCGGCCGUUGCUGCCUCUACACCGCAAGCGAUGGACCCGGCAUUCUGGAGCUUCACGCGGCACCUUGAGCAGGACAUCAAGUCGGGCGCACUGGACUCCGAUGCGAUGGUGAUGGCUGUCUCGACAUUCCCACUGUCCCUCGCCAACGCAGAAGCCGACCGGCAGGUCGUCGACAUUGCCAUUAGGGAAUUCCUCUCGGCCGUGGUCAGCGGCAUCAAAUCGUCCAGUCGUUUCAGCGCUGCGGAUCUCAAAGACACUUUCUGGAACAUGGUCCUAAUACAGGCAUCUCAGCUGCUCGGGGGGCGCACAAGUCUGCCGCUGGUUCAAACCAUACUCGAUGCGAUUCCUCUCUCCUACAUCGAUGAUGUCCACGAGGGCGUUGUUGCGGCAGUGCAAAGCCUAGUCGCGACCAGCCUACAGUGGCGCACGCGGCCCGCGGACAUUGGCGUCGCGCUCCGCAGGCUAUGUCCCGAGGACCACAACGCACUACUCGGCAAGUUGGAAACUGCCAUUCACGAAGGUAUGAGAAAGACUCGGAACCAGACGCGUCAAUUAUAUUGGUUGCAGAUCUUGGCGCACAUGCCGCUGGUAAGGCAGGACUACCUGCUGGACGCUUGCGUCAGAUCGGCCUACUUCGACCAGUGCUUGCUUGGGUCCGCCGGCCGACAUCUCAGCGAGCUUCUCUUUGACCAGUGGACGAGCCGUGGGUAUCUGCAAAGUCAUGGAGAGGGGGUUGCUGAAUGGCCACGCGACUGCGCCGGCCGUCCUGACCUCAGCCUGGCCGCGCUGGUCGUCAAAAUCGGCUACAACACCCCCUUCAACUACAUCGCCAAGACCGUAUGGAUCCUGCUAAGCCUACUGAAAUUCUUGCGUCGCUUCGGGCGUCAAGAGGAACUGUUUGAUUCCAUGCGAGCUUACUGUCAAGUCAACACACGCAUCCCCAUCAUUCCGUUCUCGCUGCUGGCCAAGGCGGGCGGCGAUCACCGUUUCGCCCUUACCACACUUUCGAUAUUGGAGAACCAUGCGGAUCGCCUGGAUGGCAAAAAGCGGCAAUGGUGGCAGUGGUUGCCCCAGUCCGAGAGGGACAAGCAGAUCCUCAAACAAUGGGAUUGGAAGGCCUGGCCGCGCUACGUGGAGGGAAUGAUCAAGGAUGAGUCCAUCAACCCCGCCAUCGUCUGGAAAGUGGUACGCAGUGGGGCCGUGGCCGACUUUCGGUGGAAGAAGGACUGGCGCCGGGUCGAUACACGGAAGAACGUAGCACGACAGCUGCCGUACGAGCGGCGUUUGGCAGAGGCAGAGCGAUGGAAGAAGACGAGGAUCGAGCUGAUUCAGAAUAUGGCAGUCUGGUUUUCAGAGGCAAAACAUCUCACUGACAGCACCAUACUACGUAACGUGGGGCGGUGCGUUACGUGGCUCAGGGCACAUGAGGUCGAGCUCGAGCACAGGGUGGUCUUGGCGGUGGUGACUGUAGGCUUGCGGGAGCUCAAGAGGUGCGAGCCUGGGAGGACGCGUCGGAUAUCCUGGGUGUUGGACAUUAUCGAGGAGCACGGAGGGGAGAAGGAGAGGCGGCUCGUUGCUCGAAGACUGCAACGGUGGAGGGAGGCCAACGUUGCCUCGGGCGAGCGUGCGGAGGAAGCGAAAUCAGGGUAG
Molecule: messenger RNA, 2133 nt
Organism: Colletotrichum chrysophilum
Lineage: Eukaryota; Fungi; Ascomycota; Sordariomycetes; Glomerellales; Glomerellaceae
Exons: 1
Coding region: 1-2133 (710 amino acids)
Source: RefSeq, a predicted model, not a curated record